AUGGCGGCACUCCCCACCGACCCCAUCAGCCUGAUGGACCCCUACGCCACCGCCCCAGCCUCCCCACGCCGCGACUGGGUCUUGCUCCACCCGUCGGCGCGUAUCUCCGAGCUCCACAACGCAACCACCGUCGUGUCCAGGACGAGGGACGACCAGCCCGUCGUGGCGUCCUUCUGGCUCGUCGACCCGCCGGGCGUCUCCUACUUCUCCGUCCACUGCCCCGGCCUCAAAGUUUCAGACCCGGACGACUUCGCCCACGACGAUCCCGAGCCCGGCUUCAUCGGCGCCCACGUCGUCUGUGCGGAGGCAGCGUUCCUUCUCUUCGACGUGACCUUCAACGCCCCUGACGGCCCCUUCCCGGAGUCCACCCACCACUUCGUCUACAGAGCCGGCCCCGGGGAGCCAGCACUGCACCUGCUCCCGGAACCCGAUAUUCCAGCAUACGAAGCCCGGCCGCAAUUCGGCCUCUUGCCCUGGGGCGAGCACUAUGUCGUGGCCUUCCUACGGUGGAACAGGACCAUGGGUGAUCAUAUGUUUGAUGUCCAUGUCUUCUCGUCCCAGACACAGGCAUGGAGUAAGAAGGUUGGGUUGAUGGCUAUAUCAGAGUCUAAUGAGAGAUAUUUUAGUCGGCAUGAUGCCUGCAGGCAGAUCAGGAUUGGACGCUCACUGGGCUGGGUUGAUCUCUUGCGUGGUAUUCUUCUACUUCGCAGACCGUUCGAUGAACAUCCUACGAUCGAAUACAUCCCGUUUCCUGUGUCAAGGCCGCCUUGCUCCCAACUAUCAGACGACGACGACGAGCUAGGAGGAUCUGACGCUCCUCAAUAUUUUCGUGAUGUGGCCUGCUGUGAUGAUUUGAUCAAGUUUGUCGACGUAGAAUACCAUGACCCUUCCAGUUGCAAGCCCUGCUGUGGCAGAGAUAAAAGUUGGAAAGCCACCAUAUGGAACAGGAAUCUUUCUUCGGGAGAUUGGCUCCGGGGAUUCACGGUUGAUGUUGCCGACAUCUCCCUUGACCAAAGUUAUUCUGCUUUACUGCCGGAGCUGGGGGACGACGAGACAGAAAAGUUACACCUGAAGAAACUGAUUUUCUACACCCCCACCCUCAGCAUCUGCAAUGAUGAUCUUCUUUACGUCAUGUCCAAGGUGAAUGAUGAAGACGACAAGGCCUGGGUCAUCACAGUUGACAUGAAACAUGCGGUUGUGCAAGCAAUAGCCCCGUUUUCUGCUGGCGACAUCGACCUCCUCCCAAUGUACCGUCCAUGCUCCUUCCCCAAGUACCUCAACAUGACCCCAGGCGUAGAUAUAACCAACAAAGGGUACAAGGGCUUUACAUGGAUGGAUGUGGAGAAAUGUAUUGAGGAAUUUCUGUGGACUCGAGACUGGCUUAGGGAACUUGGUCAAUGCUUGGAACAUGAAACGUCAAUUUACAUCGAUUGUAGCUCACUAGUCUGUCCAGCGUCAUCUCUACGUUUGAUCAUUCCAGUAGUGGUAGAAUACGCUUCCUCUGUUGGUGAAGGCGAAGCUAAAGCUGCCACCGAAGCUGUGGAUGUUUGCUCACGAGCUUUGGAAGAUUUCAACUGGCUACUGUGCAAGCCGCGAAGUGAUGCAUCAACCUCUACUAAAGCCAUGAAGAGAAAAAUCAAUACCACCCUUAAAGCUUUAAAGAAGUAUUAUACAAAAUAA
Messenger RNA from Triticum turgidum subsp. durum (durum wheat), 1680 nucleotides. NCBI's taxonomy places the organism in Eukaryota, Viridiplantae, Streptophyta, Magnoliopsida, Poales, Poaceae. The record is from the annotation of a GenBank genome assembly.